Durio zibethinus is the source of this 3278-nucleotide messenger RNA. RefSeq lists its product as uncharacterized. Gene Ontology annotation, molecular function: protein binding; protein kinase activity; ATP binding. NCBI's taxonomy places the organism in Eukaryota, Viridiplantae, Streptophyta, Magnoliopsida, Malvales, Malvaceae. The record is from RefSeq and is a predicted model, not a curated record. Gene Ontology annotation, biological process: protein phosphorylation.
AAAUUUAGGAUCUAGAGUGCCUUAUUUGAGUAUAGAUUCAUGCACAUAUUAUCAUCUUUGGUGGAGGCAUAUCAGUCGGGACUCUGAAAUCUUUCUUGGAUGUUGCAAUAGAAUCAUAACAUAUCACCAAGUAGAGAUGGCCGAGGAAGGAGCUAAAGCAAAUUCAGUAGUGUUGUUCAAGUUCAUGUUCAUGUUCAUUUUCUUCAAUUUUGGCGUGUCUGAAUCUGAUCAUGGUAAAGAACUUGAGCUUCUUUUGUCUUUCAAGUCUUCAAUCCACGACCCUUCUGGUUUCGUGUCCAACUGGGAUUCCUCUGCCACUGUUUGCCAGUGGCAAGGUAUCACUUGCAAUAAUUUGUCUCAUGUUGAAACAGUUGAUCUUUCUGCUAAAAACUUAUCCGGGAAAUUAGUUUCCUCAUCAAUUUUCCAUUUGCCUUUUAUUGAAACUUUAAAUCUCUCCAGCAAUCAGCUCUACGGUGAAAUUCCUCAGGAUAUAUUUUCUUCCUCUUCACUUCGAUUUCUCAACCUUAGUAACAACAAUUUCACCGGUCAAAUACCAAGUGGUUCCAUUUCCCGCCUUGAGGUAUUGGAUCUUUCAAACAAUAUGCUUUCCGGGAAAAUUCCACAAGAAAUCGGAUCGUUUUAUAGUCUAAAAUUCCUUGAUCUCGGUGGAAAUGUUUUGGUGGGGAAAAUUCCAAUCUCGAUAUCAAACAUCACUACUUUGCAGUUCUUGACUUUGGCUUCAAACCAAUUAGUUGGGCCAAUUCCACAUGAAUUAGGCAAAAUGAAGAGCUUGAAGUGGAUAUACUUGGGCUAUAACAAUCUUUCCGGGGAAAUUCCGAAAGAAAUUGGUAUGUUAACUUCCUUGAAUCAUCUUGAUCUUGUCUACAACAACCUCACUGGUCAAAUCCCGUCCUCCCUCGGAAACCUCGGCGAUCUUCAGUAUCUCUUCCUUUACCAAAAUAAGCUUACAGGUUCAAUUUCAGAGUCCAUUUUUGGACUCAAAAAGCUGGUUUCUCUUGAUCUUAGUGAUAAUUCAUUAUCUGGUGAGAUCCCAGAACUCAUAAUUCAGUUGCAAAACCUGGAGAUUCUUCAUCUUUUCGGCAACAGCUUUACGGGUAAAAUUCCAAGUGCUUUAACUUCUUUGCCUCGUCUUCAAGUCCUUCAGCUUUGGUCCAACAGAUUGUCAGGUGAGAUUCCGAAAAGUCUUGGAAGACAUAAUAAUCUCACUAUUCUCGACCUCUCCACUAAUAAUCUCACGGGACGUAUACCCGACGGACUUUGCAGCUCGGGUCGUCUUUUUAAGCUCAUUCUCUUCUCAAAUUCACUUGAAGGUUUGAUUCCAAAGAAUUUGAGCACUUGCAAAAGUUUGCAGCGAGUAAGGCUUCAAAGCAAUCGUCUGUCAGGCCAAUUAUCCUCUGAGUUCACAAAACUGCCUCUCGUAUACUUCUUGGAUCUCUCAAACAACAAUCUCUGGGGCAACAUCGGAGAGCAAACAUGGAACAUGCCGUCACUUGAAAUGUUGAGUUUGGCAGGAAACAGAUUUUCAGGGAAGUUGCCUCACUCAUUUGGUAGCGAGAAGAUUGAGGACUUGGACUUGUCAGGAAACGAAUUUUCAGGUAAUAUUCCACGUAGUUUUGGGAGCUUAUCAGAGCUAAUGCAAUUAAGCCUAUGUGGAAACAAGCUGACCGGUGAAAUCCCCGAGGAAUUAUCUUCAUGCAAGAAGCUUGUGAGUCUAGACUUAAGCCAUAACCAACUCAGUGGCCAAAUUCCAUCUGGUUUCGCUGAAAUGCCAGUUCUUGGUCAGCUUGAUUUGUCGCAGAAUCAAUUAUCUGGUGAAGUACCACCAAAGUUGGGGAAACUGGAACCGCUAGUUCAAGUGAAUAUUUCUUACAACCAUUUACAUGGCAAGUUACCAUCUACAGGGGCCUUUCUUGCUAUAAAUGCAAGUGCAAUUGCUGGUAAUGAUCUUUGCGGAGGAGAUGAUAAAAGCGGUUUACCGCCAUGCAGAAAGGUCAAGAAUCCGGCUUGGUGGUUUUUUGUUGCUUGCUCUCUGACUCUCGCUGCUUUAGUGUUGUUUUCUGUUGCUGCUUUUGGCUUCAUAUUCAUUCGAGGAAGAAACAAUUUGGAGCUGAAAAGAGUGGAAAAUGAAGAUGGAAUAUGGGAAUUGCAAUUCUUUGAUUCCAAGGUUUCGAAGUCAGUAACAAUUGAUGAUAUUAUUCUAUCUGUCAAAGAAGCAAAUGUUAUUUCCAGAGGCAGGGAAGGCAAGUCAUUCAAAGGCAAAUCAGUUGUAAAUGAUUUGCAAUUCGUCGUGAAAGAAAUGAACGAAGUCAGCUCAAUUCCAUCAAGUUUUUGGUCUGAAAUCACACAUUUUGGCAAGCUUCAGCACCCAAAUAUUGUUAAAUUAAUUGGAAUAUGUCGGUCAGAUAAUGGCGCAUAUUCGGUUUACGAGUACAUAGAAGGGAAAAGUCUAAGUGAAAUCCUUCACAACGUAAGCUGGGAAAGGCGGCGAAAAAUUGCAACUGGGAUUGCAAAAGCUCUACGGUUUUUGCAUUCUUAUUGUUCGCCAAGCAUACUCGUCGGAGACAUGUCACCAGAGAGAGUUAUCAUCGAUGGAAAAGACGAGCCUCGGCUACGAUGGACCCUUCCUGGGCUGGUUUGCAUAGAAAACAAGCGCUUCAUUUCUUCAUCGUACGUUUCCCCAGAAGCUAGAGAAAGCAAGGAUAUGACAGAAAAGAGUGAUAUCUAUGGAUUCGGCCUCAUUCUGAUUGAAUUGUUGACGGGAAAAAGUCCUGCGGAUGCUGAAUUUCGAGUGCAGCGCAAGAGCAUGGUGGAGUGGGCCCGCUAUUGCUACUCAGAUUGCCAUCUUGAUAUGUGGGUUGAUCCCAUGAUCAGGGGCCAUGCAUCCAACAACAACGAGAACCAGAUCGUUGCGACCAUGAAUCUAGCUCUCCAUUGCACGGCCGGUGACCCCACUGCUCGCCCAUCCGCAACCGACGUUUCCAAAACCCUACAAUCUGCUUUCAGAAUAACUUCUUGUGUCCCUGCAGGCCUAAAAUUUUCUUCAUCUGUUUAGGCUUUCUAAUAAUAAUAUAGCAUGAUUUUGUUCAGAAUUUUCAUUUUUUGGGUUAAUUUUCUUUUCUCUUUUUCCCCACCUUGGUUUCUAGUUAAGAUAUUAAAAUGAUUGUCACUUUUGUUUGAUGGUAUGUUGAAUACAUACUAAUGAUGAGUGUAAAAAUGUAGAUACACUAAAUGCCAUUAUAUGAAUUACAGUUUUUUUC